Messenger RNA from Hippocampus comes (tiger tail seahorse), 5172 nucleotides. RefSeq names its product brevican core protein-like. The coding region runs from base 238 to 4842 and encodes 1534 amino acids. The transcript is spliced from 14 exons. Gene Ontology annotation, molecular function: hyaluronic acid binding. Gene Ontology annotation, biological process: skeletal system development; central nervous system development; cell adhesion. The record is from RefSeq and is a predicted model, not a curated record. Gene Ontology annotation, cellular component: synapse; perineuronal net. Lineage: Eukaryota; Metazoa; Chordata; Actinopteri; Syngnathiformes; Syngnathidae.
CCCCCCUCCUUCCUGCUUGACAAGCAUGCGCAAGAAGAAGUGGGUAGUUUGUUGACUUUCAACUGCUUCUCUCUCUUUCUCUCCCGGGGCGCGUCGAGUGGGUCGCAGCUCCCUUUUCAGGACCUGCAGCACGGUGCAACCAAAUCCCCCCACCCCUCUACACGCACUUUUUUUUUUCUUUCACUCUUCAAAGCGCACUGCAGCAAAGAGACGCGGGGACCUCACGCCGGUGACGCGAUGCAGCUUCAACCCCUCCGAAUCGUUGCACUCCUCGGUGUACUUUGUCAUUUCUCUCUGGCCUUUCCUACUCGGUUCCCGUUGGCCCAAGACGAUGCCCAGACGCCUCUCCGGGUGAACAUUUCCCACUCGGGUGUCCUUUACGCCCCGCUAGGCCAAGCCAUCAUCAUCCCCUGCUCGGCGUCCUCGUCGCCUCUCAUGCUGCCGCGGGUCAAGUGGACACUGAUGUCCGGCAGGACCGAGACGCAAAUCUUGGUGGCGCGGGGCGGCAGGGUGAAAGUCAACGAGGCAUACAGAGGCCGUGCCGAUUUGCUCAACUACCGCUCCUCGCCCGAAGAUUUGUCACUAUGGCUGUUGGAAACGCGCUCCAGUGACUCGGGGCACUAUCGCUGCGAGGUGCAGCAAGGCCUGGAGGAUACCAGCGACAUUGUCCAACUCAAGGUCAAAGGUGUGGUAUUUCACUACCGGGAUGCCAUGGGUCGAUAUGCACUUAACUUCCAUCAGGCCAAGAGGGCUUGCGAGACCGUCGGGGCCCAAAUGGCGACUCUUAGCCAGCUUCGGGCGGCUUACUUUGAUGGCUACGAGCAAUGCGACGCAGGCUGGCUAGAAGACCAGACUGUCAGGUACCCAAUCCAAACACCUCGUGAACCUUGCUAUGGAGACAUGGAUGGGGAACCAGGAGUGAGAAACUACGGGAUGAUGAAUCCACAGGAUCAGUUUGACGUCUAUUGCUACGUGGAGGAAAUGCAUGGGGAGGUGUUCCACGACCCCGUCCCACAGCAGUUGUCCUUCCAAGGGGCCCGCUCACACUGCAGGGCUGCGAGAGCUCAGCUGGCCUCGGCGGCGCAACUUUACCUGGCCUGGAGCGAAGGUCUGGACAACUGCAGCCCCGGCUGGCUUUCUGACGGCAGCGUGCGCUACCCCAUCAGGACCCCCAGAGAGCGUUGCGGAGGCCGCCAGGCCGGUGUCAAGACUGUGUAUCGCUUCAUCAACCAAACGGUCUUCCCAGAGCCGUCCAGCUUGUACGACGUUUAUUGUUUCCGAGGCAGUGGAACAACACCGACUGACUCCGCCAUGGACAUCACAAGCACUCCCGAGCCGAGCACCGUUGAACAAGAAGUUGUCAUCUUAAUGGACGAAGACAAAGAAUUUCCACUCGGGCAAAGUUCAGAACAAAUUGAGCGGGAGGUUCAGAGUUUUCUCGAAACCAUCCCCCUUUUCUCGGGCCCUCCCACGAAUGGAAGCGCGGUUGAAGAGCAGCCGAGGUUUCUGUCCAAUACAACAGAGCCUCCUUUGACCACCACGGACGCUUCAGAGAACCUGAGACCUUUUGACAGAACGUCCUCUUCUCCAGAAGACAAAGAUGCCUCUGGACAUACGAUAGCACUAAAUAACACUAUUCAAAGCACCCAAAUGUACUAUUCUCCUCAAAACGUUUCAUUCCAGUCCACAUUUGACAACAGCCAAGAUCCAUAUCAGAACUUUACUGACCAGCUAUCCGAAUUAGAAAGCACAACGAGUCUCCAAGAUGUUAACGCCACCCAGACCCCGAACUUGACAGACAGCAUCUCCAAAGAGAGCACGCAGUCAUUUGAGAAAGUGAAAUUGCUGCAGGAUUUGGAUUUGAACAGUAUGCACACCGAGAGUUAUGAAUAUGAGGCUAAAGAGGAGAUUCUAGAAACUCCUCCCGUAACUCUGGACCCCAAGGAGAAAGAAGAGCCUGCAACAACAACCGAAACCCCUGCGGAUCUCUCCUCAUUGUUGAUCCCCGUGAGCGGGUCAGGCGAUACUUCUCAAGAAAGUCGUCAGGAAGUCGCCGUUUUCAAGUUCAUCCCCAAGUCAGGGUCCAGCACCCACCAGACACCUUCUGCCUCAACCAGCCACGCUCCUCCUGAGUCUUUGCCAACCACCCAAGAUCCGACCACCCUGCCCGGAUCAAAGCACCCUCCCGGUCUUGGCUCCGACUAUCUCUCGACACCAUCACACUUGAAGGAAUCUGUUUCCAUGCAGGAGGGAAGCACCAGUUUGGAAAUUGGCGACAGCAUGGAAAGUGAUGAAAAACAGCUGCUUCCAACAACGUCUACCCGUUUUAGUGUCAGUUCGCCCACCACCGAAGCUCCCGAGAUGUCCUCCGAGGUGCCGACAGAUUCAAUGACAGCACUGUAUCAACCAUCAGGUAAUGCAGUACUCUUUGACAGCGCCACCGUGAGCUAUGAGGAGACAAGUGGACUCGAACCCGAUGUAGUUCCUGAACUGACGAAAGGGCACAUCGCUUUUAACCCAACUACCGAACCGAAGACUGAUGAAGAUACCACUGAAGAUCAAGUUAUUGUUUCCAAAGGUUUUGCACGGAAUUUGUCACCCAGCGGUAAUGUUGGCGGGGAAACACAUGAAGUUACAAUUCUCGAAGAAACAGUUAAAGUUACCCCAAAUCCCAAAGACGGAGCCCAAGUCACAACAACAACAUUUGAGCAGGAGGCGGUAACGAAGCUUAACCCAAUAGCGCGACCUCCCAUCCCAUUCACAAUCGAGGAAGAGAUUAAAGCUACGCUCAAACCAGACAUAGCGAUAUUUGAAGAGGAGGCUACGGCAUCAGUACCACCUCAGGAAACUAAAGUUACAACAACAAUUCAAGAGGAGGCCAAAGAUACUGUUACCCAAAAAGGAUUAUCUACAGUUACAAUGUUAUCUGAAGCUGAAGCGACGCUAACCCCAAAACAUGAAAAUAAAGAGAUAGAAGUAUUUAAAGAAGACUCCAAAGCUAUUGUAAUCCCAAAAGAAGGCUCUACUGUGACACAGAUGUUCGAAGAGGAUAAAGCGCCACAAAACUCAGAAGGAUCUGCACUAAAGCCAAUAUUAGAAGAGCCUCAAGUCACGCUAAGCCCAAAAGACCAAACGGAAGUUAUACCAAUCUUUAAAGACGACGCCAAAGGUGCAGUAACCCAAAAAGAAGGACCAACAUUAAUGCAGAUGUUUGAAUUCGAGGCUACGCUCAACCCCGAAGAAUCAACGACUGUUCCGCCAACAUUUGAAGAAGAGGCUGAAGCUAUGACAAACCUUGAUAAGGGAAGUCAAAAAUUGAACAAAGAAGCCACGCCAACCCCAAAAGAAGGACCUACAGUCACACAGAUGUUUGAAAUUGACGCUAAAGCUACAUUGAGCCCUGAAGAAUCAACUGCUCUCAUUCCAAUAUUUGAAGAAGAGGCCAAAUCUAUGCCAAACGUUGAAAAAGUAGCUCAAAGAUUUGACGAGACUUCUACCAUCGCCCGAAGCUUCGACAGAGAUUCAACAACACCGGCCGAGCACGAACAGGCAGCAGGAAUAUUUGAAAAAGAAGCUAAAAUCACCUCGAUCUUUGCAGAAAAUGUUACUCUACCCUUUCAAGAGGAAGUAAACACACUCUUUGAGGCGGAAGCUCAAGAAACUACGACAGCGCUUGACGACAGCACUUCCACCGGCCUGGCAUUUGAUGAGGAGAUCACCGUAUUACCGUACAAUUCCGAGGCGUCCCACUGGGCUCUGCUGACUACCACCACCGGACCGCAAGAGUCUCUGAAGGAUUUGGAGAUCAGCACCAAAUCCUCGUCCGUCUCUUCCACGGUUCGGGCAACCACAUGGCGGUCAAAGCGCACCUGGAGUCCGCCGACCGCUGCCUCUCCCGACGUCUUCCGAGGGACAUCUGAGACCCGGACGUCGACGACCCUUGAACGGGACGACAACCCCACCCAGGUUCCCACCGACCACGUUUUGCCCAACGAGAAGGCGGCGGCGGCGGCAGCGGCCGCCGGUAAAGUCAAAGUCGCAGAUGUUUGCUUUAAAGAACCAUGCCUCAAUGGUGGCACUUGCACGGAGCGAGAGGGCCAGAUUCUGUGUCUUUGCUUACCCACCUAUGGGGGAGAUCUGUGUGAGCAGGAUCUGGAGAGCUGCGAACCAGGCUGGGACAAGUUCCACGGCUUCUGCUACCGACACUUCAGCCAGCGUCUGAGCUGGGAGGUGGCCGAGCAGCACUGCCGCGUGCAAGGUGCCCAUCUGGCCUCCAUCAUGACCCCCGAGGAGCAGGCCUACAUUAACAGCAACUACAAAGAGUAUCAGUGGACGGGCUUGAACGAUAAGACCAUCGAGAUGGAUUUCAGGUGGUCUGACGGCAAUCCGUUGUUGUACGAGAACUGGUACCGAGGGCAGCCUGACAGCUACUUCCUGUCCGGUGAGGACUGCGUGGUGAUGGUGUGGCAUGACGACGGCCGCUGGAGCGACGUGCCCUGCAACUACCACCUGGCCUACACCUGCAAGAAAGGCACAUCAUCAUGCGGCCCACCGCCGAAGGUCCGCAAUGCCUCCAUCUUCGGGAAGCCUCGGCAACGCUACGAGACAGACAGCGUGGUGCGUUAUCACUGCUCUCAGGGGUUCCAGCAGAGACUCAAUCCACUGAUCCGCUGUCGGUCUGGGGGCAGCUGGGAGAGGCCUCAAAUUCAGUGCAUCCCAGAGCAUGGAGGUCUAAACCUUGACGCUGAAAUUAUGUCAUCGACGGAUGGCAACUUGGCCGCCUUUCACGACGGUUUUGAAACCACCACAGAGACGCCACUUUACUGGGACAUCAAGUUUUAAAAGCACCACUCGGCUUACCGUACAAACCACAUUCUGCUGUCCUCCCUUGACAAGGUGAAAAAUGUGCUUUUACCGAUUAAUGUUACUCACGUGUCAAACUGUUUGAUUCCUUUUGUUAUACACAUUGCAGAAUGGUGCUAAUACAUCAGUAUUGCAUACCCAACGUGCUCAUGUUUUCUGUCUGUCCAUAUCAAAAGUGUAAAGUAACAUACCCGCUUUUUCAGAACAAUCCUGCGCACAUUUUUUGGAGACACAGUUUUGUUCGUCAGCUUUAUGUUGUAAUAAAGUUUUGUAGAACAGAGCAAAGAAUAAAUGGUUCUCUUCUUCCAA